Molecule: messenger RNA, 1793 nt
Organism: Neocloeon triangulifer
Lineage: Eukaryota; Metazoa; Arthropoda; Insecta; Ephemeroptera; Baetidae
Product: serine protease inhibitor 2-like
Exons: 8
Coding region: 81-1586 (501 amino acids)
Molecular function (GO): serine-type endopeptidase inhibitor activity
Source: RefSeq, a predicted model, not a curated record
GAGAGAUAAAGAGCAAGAAAGUCAAACGCUCGCAGUGCCCCCGAGUAAGACACGAGACGAGCUGCUGAGAAAAGAGAACCAUGCAGUUCCCGAGGCACUUUUUGGGGCUCUGUUUCCUCUUCUCAUUUGUUCUUACUGAGAGCAAUGCAGAUGAUACCAUUGAUGAAGACACAGAUGAUUCUUCGACUGUUCCCUUCAAACAGGGAAUUCGAUUCGACGACUUCGAUCUGAAAUUUUGCAAGGCGUUGUACAAGUCGCAAGCGGGAAACGUGGCCGUGUCGCCUGUCAGCGUGAAAUUGCUGCUGGCGAUGAUUUACGAGGGGGCCGCGGGAGAUUCGGCCCGAGAAAUCCAAACCGCACUUGCUCUCGGAGAAAAGUCGGAAACGAGGCGCAAGUUCAGAGGAAUUGUCGACUCGUUAGUGACCGACGCAGACGGCAAAUGCGAGCUGGAUCUGUCAAGCAGGCUGUUUGUCAGCCCACAGGCGUCCUACUCGAUGGGCUACCGAAGGGUGCUCUACACGCACUUCAAAGCCGAAAUCAUGCAGGCCAAUUUCUCCUUCCCACUUGAGGCCGCCGAAGUAAUUAACAGCUGGGUCUGCAACGCCACCAACGAGCGAAUCAAGGAAAUCAUCAGCCCCAACGAUCCCAACUUGGCCGAAAUGCAGAUGGUUUUGGCGAACGCGUUGUUCUUCAAGGGCUCGUGGCAAAUGCCGUUCAACCCUGACACCACUGCUAAGGGUGACUUCCACCUCCUGGACGGCACCACUGUCAAGGUGGACAUGAUGAGGACGAGGGGUAGUUUUUAUUAUGUGGAUGAAGAGCAAUGCGGCUUCAAACUCAUAAGAAUGCCUUAUCAGGGUGGAAAGUAUUCUAUGUAUCUGAUGCUUCCCAAAGAGAAAACCGGUCUUAUUAAACUGGUCGAGGAAAUCACCCCUGACAGUAUCAGAGAGGCGAUCAUGAAAAUGCAAAAAAUCGACGUUACCAUCGGCCUACCAAAAUUUUCCGUCAAGCUCAGAAUCGACACAAAAUCAAUUUUAAAUGAGUUGGGAAUCAACAAAAUUUUCACUAAUGCGGCGGAUAUGCCGAAAUUGUCCAAGGACAAUUCCAUGCACGUGUCAAAAUUGAUUCACGAAGCCGGUCUGGACGUGGACGAAUUGGGAAGCACCGCCUACGCAGCUACUCAUGGCCAGAUGGUGCCGAAAAUGCAGCAAGAUUCGGUGGUUUUGUUGGUGAACCACCCGUUCGUAUUGUUCAUUAAGGACGACACGACCGAGACGGUGGUGUUCGCGGCCAAGAUAGACAACCCGCUUGUCGGCUCUGCCACUACUGCACCUGCGAGCAUAAAUGAGCCGCAGGCCCGCGCCCUGCACGCCGACCCUGAGCCGACGCCGCCGCAGGACGAGAAGGUCGUCAGCCUGCCCAGUCUGUUCUCGACCAAAAUGGAAGAGACGAUGGUCGCGGCCGAGCACAGAAUGAACACCUCCCGCAAUGUGCAGGAGGUGGCCACUGAAAAGCGCACCGACGAGAGGGAAAGUGUCGUCAUGAGGAUUCCGCCCAAGGCGAGCAAAACCGCUCCGGCUAACUGAAAAGAGUAUUUUAUAUAUUCAAAGUUGUAGAAAUAUAAGCUGUUUUAAUGUAAUUCUCAAUUAAAAUUUUACAAUACAAACUCCAAAUUUUAAUUUCCUGACCAUCAGAAAAUUUGAAUUUCAUUUAACUUUAUUCCCUAUAUUUUUUGUUAAAUUGCUCGAAAAUUGCAACAAAAUUUGUGUUUGCAAAAAAAAAAUCAAGCACCA